AUGAAUUUAUUUAAAAAUGGAUUCUAUCGUUUAAUGAUUACCUAUCUCUUUUUUCAAUUACUUAUAUUAAAAACAAACUCUCAACAACCUCCAACCAGCGAAAUAAAUGCAUUGAUGGCACUACAGCCUGCAUUUGGAGUAGAAUGGUAUCCUCGUCCCAAUGCUUGUGGAUACUUGUGCAGAAACAGUGAAUCACAGGUAUUUUGUGGAUCUGAUAAUAGAGUUAAUUAUAUUGGACUUACUCUUCGUUGGUCAACUCUUUUAAAUCCUGAUUUUGCCGUUUCACCACAAUUAAUUGCAAAAUCUCCUAAUUUAAUAUCAUUAAGUAAAUUGGCCAGAGUUAGAAUAUUUUACUAA
This is a messenger RNA of Heterostelium album PN500, 357 nucleotides long. RefSeq lists its product as uncharacterized. The transcript is spliced from 5 exons. NCBI's taxonomy places the organism in Eukaryota, Evosea, Eumycetozoa, Acytosteliales, Acytosteliaceae. The record is from RefSeq and is a predicted model, not a curated record. Bases 1 to 357 code for a protein of 118 amino acids.